ACAGCCUCUUCAUUUUUCAGACCAGUCAUCAUGGUGAAGAGUGGCUUGGGCUGCUGGAUCCUGCUUCUCUUCAUGGCCACCUGGAGUGACGUGGGCCUCUGCAAAAAGCGACCGAAGCCCGGAGGAGGAUGGAACACUGGGGGGAGCCGAUACCCAGGGCAGGGGAGUCCUGGAGGCAACCGCUAUCCACCCCAAGGAGGUGGAGGCUGGGGACAGCCUCAUGGAGGUGGCUGGGGACAGCCCCAUGGUGGCGGUGGCUGGGGACAACCCCAUGGUGGUGGUGGCUGGGGUCAAGGUGGCUCCCACAAUCAGUGGAACAAGCCCAAUAAGCCAAAAACCAAUAUGAAGCACAUGGCAGGGGCUGCCGCAGCUGGAGCAGUAGUGGGGGGCCUUGGGGGAUACAUGCUAGGGAGUGCCAUGAGCAGGCCUCCCAUGCAUUUUGGUAACGACUACGAGGACCGCUACUACCGUGAAAACAUGAACCGUUACCCCAACCAAGUAUACUACCGACCCGUGGAUCAGUACAACAACCAGAACAACUUCGUGCACGACUGUAUCAACAUCACCGUCAAGCAGCACACGACCACCACCACCACCAAAGGGGAGAACUUCACUGAGACCGACAUAAAGAUCAUGGAGCGCGUGGUCGAGCAAAUGUGCAUUACCCAGUACGAGAAAGCAUCCCUGGAAUACCAUAGAGGAUCUAGUGUGGUCCUCUUCUCCUCCCCUCCUGUCAUCCUCCUCAUCUCCUUCCUCAUUUUCCUUAUAGUGGGAUGA
Molecule: messenger RNA, 777 nt
Organism: Chrysochloris asiatica (Cape golden mole)
Lineage: Eukaryota; Metazoa; Chordata; Mammalia; Afrosoricida; Chrysochloridae
Gene: PRNP
Product: prion protein
Exons: 1
Coding region: 31-777 (248 amino acids)
Biological process (GO): protein homooligomerization
Cellular component (GO): membrane
Source: RefSeq, a predicted model, not a curated record